UUCCAUCAUUUCAUCAGAGUACUCAGCUCUCACAUCGUAAGUCCAUAAGAAUGAAAUCAGAGUGCUCCUCUCCUUCCCACUCGCAUGUCCCUUCGCACUGUGGCAGCAUUCAUGAGUCCAACUUCUUCGAUCAAUCACACUUUGCUAUGUAUAAAAGCUCUGCGAGUGUUCAGUUCCACCACCUGUUCGACCAUUUGCCUCACCGAAACCAAGGUUGAAGUUGAAGAUGAUAAAAGCAAAUGGACUGAUGCUACUGAACUUUUGAGCAAAUGGGGUUGCAGUGAUGAUGAUUUGGUGAGAAUAUUCUCGCGCUGUCCCUCUUUGCGCAAUGCUGAUCCCUCGAUGGUUCAGUCUAAACUGUGCCUGCUUAGUGAUUUGGGCUUGCGUGCUUCUCAACUUGUGAAGAUUGUCAAUUGUAGACCACGAUUUUUCCAGAGUCGGAGUAACUCUAGUUUAGAAGAGCGGAUUGAACAUCUUACAUCAUUGUUUGAGUCGAGGGAUGUGCUUCAGAAGGCCAUUGUGAGGAACCCUUCAUUGCUGCUAUCGGAGGGUCGCUGUAAUGUUAAGGCCACAGUUGAGCUCUAUGAGAAGUUGGGUGUUAAGAAAGGGGACUUAAUUCAGAUGCUGCUUUUGCGGCCCACGGUUAUUUCAAGGACUUCCUUUGAUGCUGAGAAGCUGGAAUAUUUAAGCAAAACUGGGAUUGCUAAGGAUUCAAAGAUGUAUAAAUAUAUGGUGACUUUAAUUGGAAUCUCUCGCGUAGAAACUAUCCGGGAGAAGGUGGCGAAUUUCACAAAGUUUGGGUUUUCUGAAGAGGAGAUAUUUGGUCUUAUGGGGAGGUCUCCUAAUGUUUUGACAUUGUCGACAGACAAGGUUCAGAGGAACAUGACUUUCAUUUUGGGUACGAUGAAGCUUGAUGCUAAGAUGGUUCUAAAGCAGCCGUAUUUAUUGUAUGCCAACGUGGAUACUGUUUUGAAGCCAAGAGUUCUACUAGCAUUGAAGAUUCAAGAUAUGGAUUCAAAGUGGCAAAUCAUAGGACCAACGAUAGUAAGUUUGCUUAGGAUGCCAGAGAAGAGAUUUUUGGACUUGUUUGUCAAAUGCCAUGGCGAGGAUGUUGCCAAUGAAUUGAUGGAUUUCUAUAAAAGGACAAAAGAGGUUAAGAGAUUAGGAGAUUCAUCAAAGAAGUGCAGUAAGAGAGGAUUCCCUUUCUGAAAUGUGAAUUACUUUCAUGUGCUAAAAAGUUAUUUUGGAGCUGAGAUCCAUAUCCACUUUUGGGUUAUGCCGUUAUUGAAAAUUAUUUGUGUGACAUUUACUAUGCUUAUUUCUGUCUAUUAGAUUUUUAAUGAAGAUUUUUCCUAUCUAGUGCAAUUUUGUGCGGCAAAAUCAAGAAAAGAUGUAGGCAAUUGAUUUGCGUAUAAUAUGUUUUAAAGAGUAACCUUACAGAUAUAAUAUUGUUCCU
Messenger RNA from Vigna unguiculata (cowpea), 1456 nucleotides. RefSeq names its product Mitochondrial transcription termination factor family protein. Gene Ontology annotation, molecular function: double-stranded DNA binding. Lineage: Eukaryota; Viridiplantae; Streptophyta; Magnoliopsida; Fabales; Fabaceae. The record is from RefSeq and is a predicted model, not a curated record. Gene Ontology annotation, biological process: regulation of DNA-templated transcription.